AUUGCAUUCAUAUAGGGAAUGUGGUUAUCUUCUUUUAAUUUUUGAUUUCAAUAAUCGGCGGUCCCCGACGUCGUUUUUGUGCUUUACGAAAAAGCAGUGUUGCAAAUAUCGGUUAGUUAAAGUGCGUGAAGUUGUUGUAGUGUAUUAUUUUAACAAUUAGAUUAUUGUUUGUGUUUUUAUUAACAAUUUAGUGACAAAUUUCAAUUGAAUAUGGGUAAUAUUCACACUGUUGGACCUAAUGAAGCAUUGAUAGUAUCAGGUGGAUGUUGCGGAUCAACAAAACGUGUCACCACAGUCGGAGGAUGGUCGUGGGCGUGGUGGCUCGUUACAGACGUACAGCGACUUUCUUUGGAAGUUAUGACGCUCAAUCCGCAUUGCGAAAGCGUCGAAACGUCUCAAGGGGUUCCGCUUUCCGUUUCCGGUGUAGCCCAAUGCAAAAUUAUGAAAGCUGAUGAAUUGUUACACACAGCUUCCGAACAAUUUCUAGGAAAAUCUGUUAGGGAAAUAAAGAUGACCAUUCUACAGACCUUGGAAGGUCAUCUUAGAGCUAUUUUGGGAACUCUUACAGUCGAAGAGGUCUAUCGCGAUCGGGACCAAUUUGCUGCCCUGGUUCGAGAAGUGGCUGCUCCAGAUGUCGGCCGAAUGGGUAUCGAAAUACUAUCUUUUACCAUCAAGGACGUUUAUGAUGAUGUGCAAUACCUCACGUCUCUCGGUAAAGCACAAACCGCCAUGGUCAAGAGAGACGCUGAUGCGGGUGUUGCUGAAGCAAAUAGAGAUGCUGGUAUCAGGGAAGCCGAAUGCCAAAAAUCGGCAAUGGACAUCAAAUAUUCCACAGACACAAAGAUCGAAGACAAUUCCAGAAUGUUUAAAUUACAGAAAGCCAAUUUCGACCAAGAAGUCAACACAGCUAAAGCACAAGCUCAGUUAGCCUACGAAUUACAAGCCGCGAAAAUCCGACAAAAAAUAAAGAACGAAGAAAUCCAAAUAGAAGUAGUAGAAAGGAAGAAGCAGAUCGAAAUUGAAGCACAGGAAGUACUCAGAAAAGAAAGGGAGUUGAAUGCUACUGUUCGUCUACCAGCCGAAGCUGAAAGCUACAAAGUUGAAAUACUCGCAGAAGGACGAAGAACUCAAACUGUCAAGAUUGCUCAAGCUGAAAGCGAAAAGAUCAAAUUGCUUGGUACCGCUGAAGCUUCGGCUAUUUCUAGCGUGGGUAAAGCGGAGGCCGAAAGAAUGAGACAAAAAGCCGCUGUUUAUAAGCAAUAUGGAGAUGCCGCUAUUAUGUCAUUAGUACUCGAAGCACUACCUAAGAUCGCUGCCGAAGUUGCAUCACCUCUUGCAAAGACAGACGAAAUCGUUCUUAUCGGGGGCCCGGAUAAUACUACUGCGGACCUUACUCGUUUGGUUGGUCAGAUACCACCAGCAAUUAAUGCCUUAACCGGAGUCGAUAUUUCAAAGACUCUAUCGAAAAUUCCUGGCGCUUCGUACACCCCUAAACCGACGGCUGUCAAAUAAUUGUAAUUUGGAAACAAAUUUGUCAAAUUUUUUUUAGAAUCUUCCAGUCAAGUUUAAUCAAUAUUCACUAUUACCACAUUCACACUUCAUAAUGGAAGAAUUUAUCAUUUAACACGUUUACUGACGAGAUAUUAAAAUUAUGAAUUAAAACAACAUUAUUACGAAUAAAUUUCUCAUUAAUCAUAAUUUAAACGGCAGUCAACGUAUUAAAAUUUAUCUUUUACUAUUUCAAAAUAAAAUUUGACAAAACUCUUAUAGGCUUGGCUUACAGCUUAUGUGUUCUGAAUAUGGUAUAUGUGUCUAUGGAAUGUUUUAUUUUUUUUUUAUAAAAUUUUUUUGUUUUGUUAAUUUAGUUUCUUGCAUUUGUAAUGUCUCAGGUUUUAGACUAAAUUAAUUAUUUUUUUUUUUCAAUUCAGACAAAUAUAAAAUAUACUGGAAUAGACAAAUUAUGAUUAAGUGAUCUUACUCUAAUUAAAAAAUCAGUAAUUACCUUUCGGAUUUAAUUUUCCAUAAUAUUAUAGUAUAUUUUGAAUUUGCAAAACAAAUAAAAUACAAGAAAUCAAUAAACAAAAAUUAAGAAAUGUAUUGGGUACUGCGAUAAAAUAUUGUUCAUAUAACUGUUGAUUUUUAAUAACCUGUUACCAAUGAUAAAGAAAACUAAUUUUUCUCCCUUAUCUAUAGCAAAUGAUAAUAGUCUUUUUCUUCUUUUCUUUUUUAAGUUAUACAUUUUUUGAUUCUGGAAUGUUUCGACAAUUGAAAACUGAUAUUUAGAAACAAUCUACGAUCUUUUAUAUUAUUAUACCAUGAACCUUUUUGUUUCAUAAGCUUGUAUUGCUGCUAUUUUAGAAUUUAUAGGCUAUUUUCAAAAAACCUAAAUGAUUUAUAGAACUUUUUUAAAUUUAUCAGGUUCAUUUUACGCAGUUCUUGCACAGAGAAGAAUAACGUUUAAGUUUUUCUGUUUGUUUCCUUUAAUAUCAAUACACCAUGAACCUUUCCCCAUUUAUUUUUAAUUAAAUCCAAAUUUUAUUGAUCCUAUUUAGGAAUUAUGGUCCAUUAAAGUAGCAUUAUACAAGAACAUUUUCAAAAAAAUCAAAAAUCUAACGAAUUUUUCGGUUUUACCCUCUAACAUUGGGAUUUACGGUUGUGACGUUCAUUUUCAAGAUCACUAACCCAUUAACCCGUGUUUAAGAAGUUUUUCCGUUUGUUCUCUUCAAUAUUAAUUCACCAUAAACCUUCCGUCAUUUCUUUUCAUUCAUUCGUAUUGUUACUAUUUUGGAAUUAAUAAAAUUAUAACUGGUUAAAAUGUGAUGUGUAAGAAUAUUUCCAAAAAAAAACACAAAAUCAAAAAGUUUGACAACAAACUUUUUAAUAAACUUCCUUAGUCUGUCUACUCCAACAUUCUUUUUACUACCUUAUAUUUUAAAGAUGGUUACUUUUCUUUGUUGGCCAGUGUAUUGACGUUAUAUGUGGACACAAUAUUUGAAAUAAUGUUCGUUUUUGUUAACAACGUGCCUCAAUAUUGAAAUGUAUCUAAAGGAACAUAUGAACUUCAUUGGCUUCUGCAUUUACUAUAAAUGCAAUAGCGGUACAUUUGAACUACUAUUCAUGUUAGCUUGAACAAUAAGUCUUGUAGUUUUUUUUUAAGAAUAAUUUUUCUAAUCGACGAAGCUGAUAAUGAUGAGAUUUUGCUUUUUUUGUUGUGAAACUAAUUUUGUUCAUUUAUUGCACAAAGAAAAACCACAUUUUGGGUUUUUCGGUUUGUUCCCUUUCGCUAUUUAUUUUCGAUCCAUCAGCUUGUAUUGCUCCUAUUUCAGAAUUAUGUCCAGUUGAAAUUGAAGAUUAUGUUUUCGGCACAAAUUCUUUUUGAUCCCACCAGAAAAAAGAAUUAUUGAAGAUUGAAUAUUUUUUAAUCUCUUGCUGUUAAAAGUUUCAUCAACAAAAUGUCAAUUUUGUCGAUAUUGUGAUUUGUGUGGUUUUUUUUCAAACCUUCCAAACUUCAUUUUUUUUUAUUACUUUGAAUAUUUCUUGCACAUAAUAUCAAAAAGAAUUAUUAUCUUUUUCCAGACAAACACUCACAUCUUCAAGGGUAAACUAUUCAUUUUCAGUCUCUGAUAGUUGGUUAUAGACACAUGAGUUCGAUAAUGCAAUUAUGGUAUUUCUAAUUCCAAGUAAUUAUUAAUUAAAAUGUAUUAUAGAAAUAGUAAUAACUUUUUUGGUACAAUUAAACUUAUACUAAAGAUGCAGGUCAUAUUUCGAAUAUCAUUGUUAACAGGUUGUAUCUCUAAAAGAAAUUUAACUCAUAAAUUGUAGGAAAAAAAUAUUUAGGAAUAGACCUACACAAUCGAUGUAUUUUUCUACUCCCCUAAAAGAUCCCUUUUUCUAAAACGUUUUAUUUUUUCACUCCCAUCAUAAAAGCCUUGUAAUGAAUUGAUAGAAAAAUUUAUUAAAUACUUUUUUUUCUAGUAUAUAACUUGAUGUAUAAAAUGAGUUAGACACAUGAUAUAAAUAUAGACAUUCUUCAUAAAACUUUUUGAGAGAUUGAUGUUAAUAAGUCCACAUAAAAUAGAAACUUCAAGCAGUGGUGAAACUAGUUGGUUUUAUACACAGUGUACAAUUCUUCAAAAUUAGCUUGUUCUUAUUCAUUCGUGUGACAUAUAUAGAAUAAAAGACUAAUUUCUUUACAGUUUUGAUUGCUUCGUAUCAAUUUUAGUCUUUCACAUUGUAAAUUAACAAUUUUUAUACAUUUUUCAUUUAUUAAUCUGAUCUAGUGACUAUUAUUUCCCUUAAAACUGGAACCAACAGAAAAAUAAACACUAUAAUAAUAGACCAGGGUAGAAGCCGUAAAAAGUCAGUUUUUUUUAAAGUUUUUGUUCGUUAAAAUCUCUACUUUCUGAUGGUAUUAAAAACUAUGAUUAUUAUCGUAGUAAAUUUUCUCAGAAAAGGCAAAAAAAUUUUUUUAUUACAUAAAAGUUAGAUAUUUAUUAACAUGUUGGACUCUUAAUUAGUUAUAUUUGUCAAUGUAACAUGGAAUCUUAUGUUUUUCGUAUAGAAAGUGAAAUUUUAAUAAAUAAUUAAAAAUUGAUUAGAUAUGAUGAGACUAUUUUUGAGUUUUUCAUAAUACUCUGAGAAAAUUUAUCAUGGUGAUGGUAAUAUUUCUUUAUACCAUCAAAAAGUAGAGAUUUAAAUGAACAAAAAACUUUUUAAGAAAAGCUAAUAUUUUGACGGGACAAUUUUUGAUUGAAGAUUCGGGUAAUUUUUGAUAUUAAGUCAAAAUAAGGUUAAAAAAUAAAUAUUUCAAAGCAAAAAGUAUAUUUGGGACAUUAAAUGGUAAGUUUCCACCGAAUUUCAUGAAAAAAAAAUGUUUUUUGUGAAGGAUAUAAAUAAAAGACCAAAAACUUUUUUUUUUAAUUUUUCACAUGAAUUUUGAGGUUAUGUGAAAAAGCAAUAUGUACAAAAUUUGUAGUUCUUCUUACUAUCUACAACUAUGCUAUGUGACUUUUUCCCAUAGGAAUUGUCAUUUUACCGGAAAUCGAGAUAAACUGUUUUUUACCCUUAAAAACUUACCCCUUUUCCUUACCGGCCUGAAAUCGCCGAAUUAUUUUUCCUUUCAUUUUCCAAUUAUCCUACUGUUUCAAAAAUUAUCGACCCUGGUCUAUAAUAGAAAUAUCUUCUUCUUUCUUGAACCACAGACUUUAUUGGAAAAAGAAA
This is a messenger RNA of Diorhabda carinulata, 5220 nucleotides long. RefSeq names its product flotillin-2. NCBI's taxonomy places the organism in Eukaryota, Metazoa, Arthropoda, Insecta, Coleoptera, Chrysomelidae. Gene Ontology annotation, biological process: regulation of myoblast differentiation; protein localization to plasma membrane. The transcript has 7 exons. The coding region runs from base 211 to 1512 and encodes 433 amino acids. Gene Ontology annotation, cellular component: plasma membrane. The record is from RefSeq and is a predicted model, not a curated record.